This is a messenger RNA of Closterium sp. Yama58-4, 2772 nucleotides long. The record is from the annotation of a GenBank genome assembly. NCBI's taxonomy places the organism in Eukaryota, Viridiplantae, Streptophyta, Zygnematophyceae, Desmidiales, Closteriaceae.
AUGCACACGACGCGUCGAAACGUCAUGGAUUCGCGAAACGGAUUUCCCUCCGUUCAUUCAUCGCGGGUUCAAUGCUUUCGUUGUGGUGGUUUCGGCCACUUCUCCCGAAACUGCGUCUGGACCAAUUUCGGCGGAAGGGGCGGAGCCGGCGGCGGAUUACCCCGCAGUUUGCCCCCAGCCGCUCACGCCGCCGCGGUAGGCGACCGCAACGCGCGCGCCCUCUGCGCCUCGUGCGGGCACUUCGGGCACACAGAGGCCAAGUGCGGGCGGGACCUCCCCAUGGGUCCGCCCCUUCCGCACCCCAUGGGGCCCCAUUUCCCCCACCCCGACCUCCACCGCCCUUUCGAUCCGCGUUUCCCCGGUGGCGGAGCGAUGCCGCGCUGGCCGCGAAUGCCGGGAAUGGACGACGAUCCACGUAGGCUGUACCCCAGGGGCCCUGCUGGUUGGCGCGGGCCUCCUCCUAGGGAUGACACGUGGCGACCCGCGCGGCGGGAUAUACCCGGGAGGGGAGACUAUGGCCCUGAUGCGGGGGAGCGGGAGGAUAGGCGCGGUCCAGGGUGGUUGGAAGAGGCUGAGAGGGGUUUCGCUAGGUCAAGAAUGGAGGCUGGGGAGAUUCGCGACGAGGAGGCGGCGGAGAGAGCGGGGAGGGGGGGCGACGAGCGGUGCAAUGGCGGGCAAUUUCCCCGUGGGGGGAGGCUAGCGGGAGGCCUUCCCCCUGGGCCGCUGCCCGCGUUGGAGGGGGGUGGCGGCGAAUUCAGGCAGCCGCGCAGCAGAGAGCGCAGGGACGGGGAUGGCGGAGGGAUGGGGGAAUAUGCGGGCGUUUACGAUGUGAGGCUGGGGCAUGGGCGCGGCGGGGGAUUUCCGCAUUCUGGUGGCGCAUGGGCGGAGGAUUUUGUUCCGCUAGGGUGGGGGGAUGGGUGGGGCGGGGAGGGCUCGGGGGUGUGGCAUGGCGCGCUGGAUGCGGGCGCGGGCGGCGCUGGUGGCGGCCCUGACUGGGGCACUUGCGCGGAUAGGGAAGGGCGGGGGGAUAUUCGGGGGGAAGGGCGCGGGGAGUUUUCUGGUAGGCGGGGAGAGCGGGGGAACUAUGGGGGAGCUGAGGACCCUGGGGAGGGCUGGUCGCGGCUCCGGAGGGGGGAAAUGGCGCUAGACGAGCGGGAGGGGCGGGAAGGAAGAGCUUAUAACGGUCCUCUUGGGAAUGGGCCUGGGUUGAAUGAGCGCGGGAGUGAGGCGAGGAAGGAGAGGGAUAAGGGAAGGGGAAAGGCAAGGGAGAGCGAGAGGAGGACGAAGGAGGUGGAUAAAGAGAAGGAUAGGGAGAAGGAUAAAGAUAGGGAAAAGGGGAAGGAUAGGGAGAAGGGGAAAGAAAAGAGAAGGAGAAGGGUAGGGAGAAGGAGAAGGAGAAGGAGAAGGAGAAGGAGAAGGAGAAGGGACAGGAGAAGGAGAAGGAAGGAGGGCACGGCCACAGUGGGAGAACCUGCAACAACGACCAGUGAGAAGGUGCCACUUUCAGUGGGAGACCUAGCAGCAGCGACUGGUGAGAAGGUGGAUCGUGGUCCUGUGCUGAAGCAGCAUGUUGAUGAGGGGGAGGCUGGCGGUGGGAAGACUACUUCAGAGCUGACACAGAAAUCACCGCGUGGGGCUGGUGAGAAGGCAGCUGUGGAGAACGUUGCUGGAGAGGCGUUAGUUACGGAUACGACUGCUAGUGACGCAGGUGGUAGAGAAACCGGUGCUAUCGAAGCGGUAGGUAGGGAAAAGGUCAGUGAAACUAUUGUUAGGGAGAAGAUUAGUGAUGCAGUAGGUAGGGACAAGGUUGCAUGUGAGAAGGUGGCUGCAGAUAGUUCAAGUGUACGACGUGAGUCAUCACCUGUGCCAUCGAGUAGACCUCCAGGCGAUUCUUCAGGUGGUAGUCCACCCAAGGUGACUGCUAGGCUUGCUUCUGUCAGCGCUGCCUCCGAGCCUGCCCCCGUUCCAGCGUCCGGCAUCCCCAAACCUGAGGGUGCUUCCGAGCCUCCCACCGUUCCAGCCGCCACAGCUUCUGAACCAGAGGCCCGGGCUCCUGAGGCUUCUGCUACUGCCGUGCCUGCUGAUGCCGAGCCUGCACUUGUGGAUAGGGACUCGUCACAGUUCUGCCCCUCGUUCUCCCGUCCGUUUGGCGGGUUUGGAGAAGUGGGAGGUGCAGAUGGACCGUUUUGGCCUCCCAAUGCUGGGAGAGAGGCUUUAAGUAAAGAGCAAGCAAGUGACGAGCAGGGCGAACCAGGUGGGGGUAUCGGCCUGGGAGAAGGGAUUCCUGCUAGGGAAGGGGGCGAGGGUGGUGCAGCUAGAGACGAGGGAGAGGGUGUGGCGGUUAGGGAAGGGGAGCGUGAUGCUGGUAGAGAUGAAAAAGGAGUGGGACAAGAGAAUGCUGGUGGGGAUAAGGGGGGGAAGCAGCAGGACGGUGCAGGGGCUGCAAUGCUGGAAGAGGCGGGAGCUGCACUUGUGUCUGAUGCUGAGGUGGCAUGUCUGGAGGCCGCAUCUGCUGAGGUGGCAGGUGCUGAGAUGGCAGGUGUAGGGCAGCAGAGUGUGGAUGAGAGGGUGGAGCGGUUGAUGCAAGGCGUGGUGCUGGUGGCUGGAAAGGAAAAAGACAUCAUUUUCGAGCUGCUGAGUGCCGCAGCAACACUGGUAGAGGAGCAGCUGGAGAAGGAACUGGGAAUCGUGUCCGAAGCUCUCACUGGUAAGCUGCUGAAUGCUGAUAAAAGAGCAGGGAAUUCCAUCAUGCUGUCAGUGGUAAGUUGCUGA